UCCAAACUGGGAUCACGACUCCAGCCCAAACCGGGAUCACGACUCGAGCCCACACCGGGAUCUCGACUCCAGCUCGCAACGGGAUCUUGACUCCGUCCCACACCGUGGUCCCACCUCUGGCCCACACCGGGACCUCGACUCCAGCCCGCACCAGGAUCUUAACUCCAGCCCAAACCGGGAUCUCGACUCCAGCCCACACCGGGAUCUCGACUCUGGCCCACACCGGGAUCUUGACUCUGGCCCACACCGUGAUCCCAUCUCUGGCCCACACCGGGAUCUCGACUCCAGCCCGCACCAGGAUCUUAACUCCAGCCCACACCGGGAACUCGACUCCAGCCCACACCGGGAUCUCGACUCCGGCCCACACCGAGAUCUCGACUCCGUCCCACACCGUGAUCCCACCUCUGGCCCACACCGGGAUCUCGACUCCAGCCCGCACCGGGAUCUCAACUCCAGCCCACACCAGAAUUACGACUCCAGCCCACACCGGGAUCUCGACUCCAGCCCAUACCGAGAUCUCGACUCCGGGCCACACUGGGAUCAUGACUCCAGCCCACACCGAGAUCUCGACUCCAGCUCGCACCGGGAUCUCGACUCCAGCCCACACCGGGAUCACGACUCCGGCCCACACCGGGAUCUCGACACCGGCCCAAUCCGGGAUCACGUAUCCGGCCUACACCAGGAUCUCGACUUCAGCCCACACCGAGAUCUCGACUCACGCCUACACUGGAAUCUCGACUCCAGCCCACACCGGGAUCUCGACUCCAGCCCAUACCGGGAUCCCACCUCAGGCCCACACCGAGAUCUCGACCACAGCCCGCACCGGGAUCUUGACUCCGGAUUUCGACACCGGCCCACACCGGGAUCCCACCUCCAACCCACACCAAGAUCUCGACUCCAGCCCGCACCGAGAUCUCGACUCCAGCCCACACCAAACAGAGAUCUCGACUCCAGCUCGCACCGGGAUCUCGACUACGGCCCACACCGGGAUCUCAACCCCAGCCCGCACCGGGAUCUUGACUCCAGCCCAAACCAGGAUCUUGACUCCAGCGCGCACCGGGAUCUCAACUCCAGCCCAAAUCGGGAUCUCGACUCCGGCCCACACCAGGAUUACGACUCCGGUCCAAACAGGGAUCACGACUCCAGCCCACACCGGGAUCACGACUCCGGUCCAAACAGUGAUCACGACUCCGGCCCACACCGGGAUCAUGACUCCAGCCUACACCGAAAUCUCGACUCCAGCCCAAAUCGGGAUCUCGACUCCGGCCCACACCAGGAUCUUGACUCCAGCCCAAAUCGGGAUCUCAACUCCGGCCCACACCAGGAUCUUGACUCCAGCCCACUCCAAGAUCUCGACUCCAGCCCAAACCAGGAUCGCAACUCCGGCCCACACCGGGAUCUCGACUCCAGCCCAAACCGGGGGUUCUCGACUCCGCCCACAACAGGGUCUCGACUCCAGCCCACACCGGGAUCUCGACUCCAGUCCACAACAGGAUCUCGACACCGGCCCACACCGGGAUCCCACCUCUGGCCCACACCAGGAUCUUGA
Messenger RNA from Chiloscyllium plagiosum (whitespotted bambooshark), 1549 nucleotides. NCBI's taxonomy places the organism in Eukaryota, Metazoa, Chordata, Chondrichthyes, Orectolobiformes, Hemiscylliidae. The record is from RefSeq and is a predicted model, not a curated record.